AUGUGCCCUACCUACCUAGGGCUCUGAGAGCACCCAGAGACUGCAUACUAUAGACAUCCCUUGUUUUCCAGGUAGUGAAAAGUACCAAAACUGCUAACUCCUGAGAUCACAAGGAAAGAAGGAUCAGCGUGGGAACUUGGCAAGAGGCAUCCUGCACAAAAUUCUGUGGCCUGUGUGUGCUGUGUUGCCUAAGAGAAGCAGGGGUCCAUGACAGCCACCCCAACACCUGGAACCAUGGCUAGUGGGGAAGAUGAGCCAAAGAACUGUGUGGUGUGUGGGGACCGAGCCACAGGCUAUCAUUUCCAUGCCCUGACUUGUGAGGGCUGCAAAGGUUUCUUCAGACGAACAGUCAGUAAAAGCACCAGUCUCACCUGCCCCUUUGCUGGAAGCUGUGAGGUCAGCAAGGCCCUGAGGCGCCACUGCCCAGCCUGCAGGUUGCAGAAAUGUCUAAAAGUUGGCAUGAGGAAAGACAUGAUACUGUCAGCAGAAGCCCUGGCAUUACGACGAGCAAAACAGGCACAGCGGCGAGCACAGCAAACUCCUACCCAGCUGAGUCAGGAGCAGAAAAAGUUGGUCCAGACCCUUCUGGGGGCCCAUACUCGACAUGUUGGCACAAUGUUUGACCAGUUUGUGCAGUUCAGGCCUCCAGCCUACCUGUUCAUUCAACAUCAGCCCUUGCCUACCCUGACCCCUGUGCUGCCUCUGCUCACACACAUCGCAGACAUCAACACUUUCAUGAUGCAGCAAAUUAUCAAGUUCACCAAGGAUCUGCCCCUUUUCCGAUCCCUGCCCAUGGAGGACCAAAUCUCCCUUCUCAAGGGAGCAGCUGUGGAGAUCUCUCACAUCGCACUCAAUACCACUUUCUGUCUCCAAACACAAAACUUCCUCUGUGGACCUCUUCGCUAUACAAUGGAAGAUGUAGCCCAUGCAGGGUUCCAGGAAGAAUUUUUGGAGUUGAUAUUUCGCUUCCAUGGGACACUGAAACGACUACAGCUCCAGGAGCCUGAGUAUGUGCUCAUGGCUGCCAUGGCCCUCUUCUCUCCUGCUCCCAAUCUUACAGAUCGACCUGGAGUUACCCAGAGAGAAGAGAUUGAUCAGUUGCAAGAGGAGAUGGCACUGACUCUGGACAGUUAUAUCAAGGAACAGGAGCCAAGGCCCCGAAAUCGGUUUCUAUAUGCAAAGUUGCUGGGCCUGUUGGUUGAACUCCGGAGCAUUAAUGACGCAUACUGGUACCAAAUCCAGCGCAUCCAGGGACUAUCUGCUAUGAUGCCACUGCUCCAGGAGAUCUGCAGCUGAGGCCCAGACUGGCCUGGUUCCCCGGCCCACUUGGGACACACUGGACUAGAAAGGGGAAAUUGCUGGGACCAGGAGAAAGGGAGCUCAGUGAUUGUAAUGAAAGACUAAAGCAAUAACUGCCUCUUCAUGCAAUCAUUGGGGUACUCGGGGGUGACCACGGGGAUAAUGUUGUCCUCUGGAUGCACAGAAGAUGAAGAAGAGGAAGCCUCAAGGCUAAGAGGUAAAACUUCUGGGAAAGUGUAGGUCCUACUUUUUGAUGCCCCAAAUUUAGCCCUUCAGCCCUACUUUCUCAGCCUUGGGAGACUCUGGAAUGGGAAAACAGGAUGGGGAAGCUAAUCCCAUGCAGACUUUUCUGCUCUGGAGAGGAAGGAGCCAGGGGCUUUAAUCCAGAGGAAAACAAAGAUGGAAGUAAAGGGGGAAGUUCAACCAGACAUAUUCCUUAAUCCUCCCUUAGUCCAGAGCCACAAGAGUGUGGGGAAGAUGAUACUGGGGCUAGUGGUAGAAGUGGAAGCCUCAAACCACUGCCUUAUCAGCUGACCCAGUGGCAACGCCAGUUUUGAGAAGGCCAUGGUCCUGUCCCCCACUUGAUCCUGGGAUCUAGAGGGCACCCAGCGAGGUGCACUCUGGAGAGGAGCCUAGUCUCUGGCCCUAGGGCACCUGACUCAGAGGUUCCAGCUGUGGGGGCUGGCUCUAGGACAAUCUCAGCCCACAGUGAUGCUGAAGCCACAAUGGAAUCUGUUGCGCCAGUGAUUAAGGAAGGCUCCAAGGGCCAGGGUGACAGGCAGUGGGGGCAUCUUCUUCUCCAGCACAGCACCUACACACCAGUUACUAUCCACCAAGCCUAUUGGGAAAGAGAACAUCAACUAGGUUAUUGAACAGGACUUGGAGAAAAGAGCUGGCAGAAAUAAGGUAGAACUUCCCACCCUCUGUAUCCCCUGAUCCUUCAGCACUUCUGAAUGCUGCCACAAUAACACUUACCUCUAAACACCAUGUUGGCCUGGGGCAGAGUCAGGUGGUAACCAAAGGAGAAGGUUGUGUCUUGUAGCCUUGUGUUUGCCUCAAACUCCACUCCAACCUGAACCUAAAAGACAAGGGCAAGGAUGAGAGGGGGAAUCAGACUUAGUGAAGACCAGAGGGGUCCUGACAGGGGAUCAGCAGAAUGAAGGCAUCCAUGAAAAUGUAUACCUGGUAUGGAUAGGAAGAAUACUAAGCCAGCAGAGCCUGGGGAGGUCUACAGAGGCAAAAGUUUAUGACUGACUUGCUAGCAUAGGAAAUGAGAUCAGUAGUCUCACCUGUUCAUUUGCCCUGUGGUAAUAACUUGCAUGGGCCCCUCCAGAUCCAACAUUCAAUGUAGCUACCCAGUGUACAGCUGUAAAAAAAAAUACAAGAGGAAAAGAGCAUUACUAUAGUAAGAAACAGGCCAGGGACCCCAGCAAAGUCUGGAAUUGCCACUCCACUUUACCCCAUACCGGAGUACUUCCCAGCCAGAGUCAAGAUGGCCCCCUCUUCGCCUGGUCGCCGGUGAUAAACUAGCUCUCCUCCCAGCACCAGUCGAUGAGUGAGGCUCUGCAGGAAGUGAGCAACCAUGAUCACUGUGGGGGAGUGAGGAGACAUGGAAUCAGUCUUAGAAACAACAGUCAGGCCUACUCCUUCACCCCCAGUUCCCUUCUACAACCUGCCCAAGAAAUUCCUUUUCUAACCCCAAACUGUACAGAAGUUGAGGAGGCAUGUCCAACAUUAGCAAACAGAACCCUGUUUGAGGUUCAAGAGAACCCUGUCACAACUUCUCACCCGAUUCCCCAAUCAGGUCAGGAUUUCCUAGGGUCAGAGUGGCUGUGUAGUCAUCGCCUCGAUACUCGCCAUCAAACUGCCAUGUCAGGAACUUGGCCUGCUGUGUCUGUGUGGAGAGAGCGGGAAGUAAAACCUCUAUCCCUCUUUUUAUAAUCACUAUU
This is a messenger RNA of Sciurus carolinensis (gray squirrel), 3248 nucleotides long. It is a transcript of the gene Nr1i3, whose product is annotated as nuclear receptor subfamily 1 group I member 3. Bases 208 to 1296 code for a protein of 362 amino acids. Gene Ontology annotation, biological process: positive regulation of transcription by RNA polymerase II; cell differentiation; negative regulation of transcription by RNA polymerase II. The transcript is spliced from 9 exons. NCBI's taxonomy places the organism in Eukaryota, Metazoa, Chordata, Mammalia, Rodentia, Sciuridae. Gene Ontology annotation, molecular function: RNA polymerase II cis-regulatory region sequence-specific DNA binding; zinc ion binding; nuclear receptor activity. The record is from RefSeq and is a predicted model, not a curated record.